CUUCAGCUUCAGCAACACAGAGCCCCGGUGAAAACAAGCAGUAAUCAGAGACUGCCCUUGCCAAGAACAACACCAAGUGUCGACAUGGCUCCCAGCAUCACUGCUCUCUUCCUCUGCACCUUCCUGCUGUACUGCUGUUCCAAAGCAGCCUAUGGAGACAGCAACUUGGUUGUGGACUGCUGUCUGCGAGUGAGCAACACCCCAAUCCCAAUUAAAAUAGUGAAGAACUACAAGAAACAAGGCCAGCAGGACGGGUGUGACCUCACAGCAGUGGUGUUUACCACAAAGGGAAACAGGAAGCUCUGUGCCCCGCCUAGAGAGCCUUGGGUGAACAGUCUGAUUGACAAGAUUGACAAGAGGAGCCAACUGUGUCGGAACCAUAAACUGAAGAACCGGAUGUGUCUCAACUUUGCUUGAAGAAGCAUAUUUAUAUGUAUCUAACAUGUGGAAGAUGGCAGAAGUUCAAAGAGAUUUGAAGUCUGGCAAAAACUUUCAGCAUCUUGGAUACAGGAAUAACAAUUCAAAAAAGAGAACUGAUGCUUUUUCCAACAGGGUCUGUGUGUUUCAUGUGCUUACAUGGGAACAGAAAAUCAGUGGCUUUUUAUUAAAGUUCUCUUUUCUUAGCUUAAUCAGUAUUCUUAAAAGGCAGCUUCCUAAAAUGUGAUUUUUGUUUAUAAUUAAUAAAUGGCUGUACUUUUUAAAGAUUCUGUAGUUAUAUGUUAUAAUCCAAAUAAGUGGGAAUUAUGACCUUAUAAAAGUCUACCCUUGUAAAUUUGCAUAGUAAUUUGCAAAUGCUUUUUCCAUGGUUAUAUUUUGCAUGUACAAUAGUUUAGCAUGUUUGUAUGUCUUUAUGAAUGUCAGUCUUGAAACUUGGUGUACAGCACUAGAAAAUGUCAAUAGCACUUUGCAUGGCAUGAAUACCCAUGUAAUUACAUUGUUAUAAUUGGGUGAGUACCAAUUAUUUCUGCUCUUACUUAGUGACUACUGUGUGAUAACAUGGAAAUAGUCUUGGGAACAAUAUCUUGUUAGCUGAUGUAAUAACAUGUUAACCCUGUGGUUAUUCCCAUGUAAGCACACUUACCCACCAGUAGUCACCCUUUAAGACCAGAAAACACGAUUAGUUACCAUGUUAUUACUGUGUUAUUGCACAGUUAUGUAUGCCCUUUAAUCGAAAGUGCUACUGAAAUACCAUUCGAUUUGUCAAGUAGGUCCAUCCCAGCUCUUCUGGUCCACUGGUUCUCUCCGGCGAUCUGAGCUGAGGAUCAGCGAUAGAGACUUGUGUUUAUGUCUUAUAGAAAUGCAAUGAUGUCUCUAAAGCAUGUCAUCCGGCUUCCCAAAUCACCGGGCAUUUAGAUUUAGAAAAGCAGGUCUUGCAAUGAAGAAGUGAAUUGACCAGCAGCGGAUGUAGCAGUUUUCCAAAAAGCCCAGUAUUACUGGAGGAAGAUCACUUUGCCAUGCUUUUACACAACCUGUUUUAUAAAGUGCUUUAGGUUAACAUUUACUCAGUGGCUCCUGUGCAAAGUCUUUCACUAUUAUGAUAAAGUUAUAUACAAAAGAAAUAACUAGGAUUAGAGCGACAUUUAAUGUUGCUGUAAAUUUUUUUCUAUAGGGAUGUGUAGUACUUUGGUACAAAAAACUUUUGGUACAUAAAAUCAUAUAUUGUACAGUACUGAUCAAAAUAGAAAAUUACUGUCCAGAGGAAACGUCUGCAGCAAAACCUUUGCACUGCCCACAGGGAACUCAGUUGGAGGCGUAGCAACUCAUUGCGCUAGAGUAAUGCUGAGUUGAGUUCACCACAGUAUUAAGGGAGACAGAGCACUAUCAUAUCCACCGAGUGUGAUCUGUAGAACUAAAUGUUAACACAGGCUGUCUCCAUUGUGUAUGCCACAGCAUUAAUUCAAGGGGUGAAUGGAGAAUUGAAACAGUCUACAAACAGACAUGGGAGCUGGAGAUUUUUAGAAACUUCAUGUUGAAAUUGUAUACACACCACUGUAUUUCCCACAUUGUAUUGAAUGACUAUGUACAAUGAAUGUCUUUCUGUGUUUUUUGUGACGUACAUUAGCAUUCUGUUUUAAAAGCAUGUCCCAUUUGUUUGGAAUGCAUCUCCGUCAAGUUUGCUCUUUUAGAGGGUGAAUGCUGUGUAGCUUUGCAUUGCACAAACCAGCACGAGUAAAGCAAAGCCAGCAAAGACAAUGAAGUUUCUCAAUUAUUUUUGCUUGACGCUCAUUUUAUCAGUACUGCAACACAAUCAACAUAAUGCCAAUGCUACACCAUACAUUGUAAAGCUAUUGAAAACAACAUUUAAGCUUCAGCAAAAUAUUUUUAAAGUUUUUGUUUUUUAAUAAUUUCAUUGUUCCUAUGCAUUUUUGGACUGGACCUGAAUCCUUCUUUUUCAUUUGAUUUUAAUAAAAAUAUUACUCCGUA
This is a messenger RNA of Polyodon spathula (Mississippi paddlefish), 2424 nucleotides long. RefSeq names its product C-C motif chemokine 19-like. Gene Ontology annotation, cellular component: extracellular region. The transcript has 4 exons. Gene Ontology annotation, molecular function: chemokine activity; CCR chemokine receptor binding. Bases 85 to 417 code for a protein of 110 amino acids. The record is from RefSeq and is a predicted model, not a curated record. Gene Ontology annotation, biological process: cellular response to tumor necrosis factor; chemokine-mediated signaling pathway; inflammatory response. Lineage: Eukaryota; Metazoa; Chordata; Actinopteri; Acipenseriformes; Polyodontidae.